Eruca vesicaria subsp. sativa (arugula) is the source of this 847-nucleotide messenger RNA. The record is from the annotation of a GenBank genome assembly. Lineage: Eukaryota; Viridiplantae; Streptophyta; Magnoliopsida; Brassicales; Brassicaceae.
CCCAAACAGAGAAGCUCGAACGAAACAAAAAUGGCUUGCAAAACGAUUCUGCGCUCCGUCUUCCUAUCGGAAUCACGUCGGACCUCCGCCGCGAGCAGAAGCUUCUUCCUCCCUCCGUCUCCGACGUCUAUUCCGGUUCACGGUUUGUUCCCGGCGCCGAAGAGAAUAAGUUUCAGUGGUUUCGCCUCUGUUCCCGAACGCCUCCCUCGUCUCAAUUGCACAAACAACGAUCAAUCGGAGCAAGGUCCGCCUCAAGAGGCCGUCCUCAAGGCGAUUUCAGAAGUGUCAAAGACUGAUGGGAGAGUUGGGAAGACUACUAAUGUGAUAAUUGGAGGCACUGUUGCUGAUGAUUCUGCUAAAGAGUGGCUUGAACUUGACCAGAAGGUGAAUACAUACCCAACGGAGAGAGGGUUUACUGCAAUAGGGACUGGAGGAGAUGACUUUGUGCAUGCUAUGGUCGUUGCUGUUGAGUCUGUUAUUGAACGUCAGAUCCCAGAGGAUUGUGUAAAGCAGACAUUAUCAAGCAAAGGCAAAUACAUAUCGGUGAAUAUUGGCCCUAUCCGAGUUGUCUCUAGCGAACAGGUACAAGCAGUGUAUAAUGCAAUGAGGAGAGACGAAAGAAUGAAAUACUUCUUAUAGGCUUAAGGUGUGAUGGUAGAAUCACGAGUCUUCCCUCUCCCCUCUUUUCUAUUGCGACUAUGUAAAUUAAGCGGGUGUAAGGCCAUCAUUUAUUCGUUUCGUGCUUAUUUACACCAACUAAGCCUUCCUUCUUCAGUUAUUAUAUUAAAGAUGGCUUAUGGCUUUAUAUGCAAAUGAAUAGUUGGAGAAAGUUAAUAGCUACUCUACC